Molecule: messenger RNA, 3891 nt
Organism: Chrysemys picta bellii (western painted turtle)
Lineage: Eukaryota; Metazoa; Chordata; Testudines; Emydidae
Gene: SLC49A3
Product: solute carrier family 49 member 3
Biological process (GO): transmembrane transport
Cellular component (GO): membrane
Molecular function (GO): transmembrane transporter activity
Source: RefSeq, a predicted model, not a curated record
AGGAACUCCUUUAUAAGCCGUCAGGCACUCCUCCUGCUGCACCAGGCAGGAAGGGAAAGGCAGGGACAGGCUUGCCCAAGUGCAGCUGUUGCACCCAGGAGAAAGCAGCCAGCAUUCAGAGCGCCUGACAGGAGAGUGGGUGCUGUGCACUCAACAAUGUGCCCAGGGUCUGCCACUCACACCCCGUUGCUUCCUGGCCUCCCCCCAGACACCCACCACCACAGCUUCUAGAGACAGGCAGAGCUCUGACUGUCCUGAGGAGGGGAAGAUGGAUGAGGAAACAACAGGCGACUCUGAGACCUUGCUGGAAAGGCCAGGGCCGGCUGAGCUGAGGAAACCGGUGCUCUUCAGAACUUACAGGCGGCGAUGGUUCCUGCUGGUGGUGAUCUGCCUGCUGAACUGCUCCAAUGCCAUGCUAUGGCUGACGUUUGCUCCAGUGGCUGACAAAACAGCAGCCUACUUCCACAUCUCCAUGGAUACGAUUAACUGGCUGUCCCUGGUGUACCUUCUCAUAUCUAUCCCGUUUGGACUGGUGGCCACCUGGAUUCUCGACACCGUGGGACUCAAGUGUGCUGUGAUACUUAGUGCCUGGCUGAACAUGGUUGGGAGCGUCAUCCGGACUUUCAGCGUCAUCAGCUUCCUGAGUUUGGGAUCCCUGACCUACACGUACCUGUUCAUAGGACAGUGCCUCUGUGCUCUGGCUCAGCCACUUGUCAUUUUUUCUCCCACAAAACUAGCAGCCCUGUGGUUCCCAGACCACCAGAGAGCUACAGCAAACAUGAUCUCUUCAAUGUCUAAUCCCUUGGGAAUUCUUAUCGCUAACUUGCUGUCCCCUACACUUGUGUCUGAAGAAAAAGAUAUACCACGGAUGCUUGGACUGUACGCCAUCCCUGCAGUUACAGCCUGCAUCCUAGCCACAGUUGGUGUUCACGACAAGGUCCCUCCAACUCCACCAUCAGCAAGCGCCACUCAUUCUACCUCGCAGCCGUUUUUCAAAGGCUUGAAAAUGCUUCUGAGAAAUAAACCGUACGUCAUCCUGAUGGUCUGUUUUGGAGCAGGGAUUGGGAUGUUCACCUGCUUUUCGGCUCUUCUGGAACAGAUCCUGUGUGUAAGGGGAUAUUCAAACUUCUUUGCAGGCCUGAAUGGUGCGUUGUUCACGGUGUUUGGGUUACUUGGCGCUUUCCUUCUGGGACUGUACGUCGACAAGACCAGAAAAUUUAUAGAAUCCACCAAGGUCUGUUUCUGCCUGACUGCGCUAGCCAGCAUCGCAUUUGCAGUCAUGUCUCAGUUCAGGAACCAGGCCUUUCCACUGGCUCUGAUCAGCUCGCUGUUUGGGUUCUUUGGAUUUUCUAUCUACCCUGUUGCUAUGGAGCUAGCGGUAGAAUGCUCCUACCCGGUGGGAGAGGGAACAUCCACAGGCCUCAUUUUUGUUUCAAGUCAGAUCCAAGGAGUGAUCUUAAUGCUGCUAUUGCAAGCCCUCACGGUGCAGAUUUCCUCAGCUCCAUUCUCCACCUGUGACAUUGAGGAAGGUGGAGCAUUAGACUGGACAGAACGGAUUCCUGGUGGAAUGUGCUUCAUUACCAUCCCUUGGGCUGACGCUGUGCUGGCCGACUGGGAGCCAGCAGCUAUUCCUCACACCCCACCUGUUGGUGCUUUGACAGCACUUUACGGGUGGGAGGGUGGAAUGAAAAGCCACCUCGGAUGCCAAUAACGCUGCUAAAUAAUCCAGUUUAAAAGGUUCCCUUCCACCCACCCUGGAGAAGCCUGACCCCUUUUUGGAGCUUAAUGUAACUGGCUUGCAGUGUGUGCAUGUCUCCAAACACCGCAUGUUUCACGGGAUCUCCAGCAGAAUGAUGCAGUUGCACAACUUGACAAGGCAGCAAGACCAGGCACUACAAAACCGGGCACUACAACACAGCCGUAACAUAGUAGAGUCGGGGGGACAGCAAUGGAGGCAGCACUGGGGAUACUGUGAGCAAUGCAAUGCAUGCCUAGAGUUCAGUCCUUGAGUGCAAAUGAAGGCAGCUAAAUACGUAGCGUGACUGCCAAAUGGCUGAGGAUCCCGUUCCCACUGACUUCCUUGAGAUUGGUUACCUUGAACUAGAAACGGUCAAUACAAUUGAUAGGGUCCUGUGCUCCAGCAAGUGCUGCUUCCCCAGGGGCCCAAAGGACCAACGUGCAAGGAACAGCGAUACUCUAAUUCUGUACAAGUAGCACUACCAACAGGUUGCCAGACUUUCUGAUUUGCCAAGACACCCUGGCUGAUCCUGAGAGCACUGGUCAGUGUGUCUUCAUUGGUCUGAUUCGGAAAGGAGUGUCAAGAGUUCUGAAAGCAAAUCGCAUGCUGGCUACUGCUUUAACACAGCCCACCCCUGAAUUCCCAGCCAUUGUGAACAUCUCCAGGAUCCAUCAGUGAUCAGCUAUAGCAAUGGCCUGAAAAUUCUGUAAUGCAGUGGUUUUCAACCCCCCCUUCCAAAUAAUACAGUCUACGCGUACCCCUAUCUAAGAUAGAGUCAUAAUAUACCUAUGAAAAUAGCGGGGGGGAGAAGGUCUGUAAGGGAUAAGUCCACCAUUACAAGAUUUUUCUUGCAUACUCCCUGACAAAAGCUUGUGUACUCCCAAGUUUGAAAACCACUUCAUUAAGUUAAUGAAACUACCUGUCAGUCGAGUGAGGCCAAAAUAUCCUGCUACUUCCCGUCAAAAGGGUGGAAGCUGAAUUCAUGGACCAAAGUAUAGAAGAAACUGCGGCUGCUGAUGUCAGGGAGGGAAAAUUGGUCCAGUGAAAAGGAUCAAUUAUUAAACAUUUAAUCCGUUUAAAAGUUGCAUCUGGUCUGACUCUAGGGAUAGCAUCCACCUCCACAUUCUCCCGAGUAGAAGCACGGUGGAGAUUUUCUGAAACCUCAUUUACAUGUGAGCAGGCGAGAACAGGCAAAUAUUACAAUUGAUCCUUUCUAUGGCAGAGGGGAAUUAAAUAAUUAACCUGAGGGUGAAAGUCAGACACUUGACUAGCUGGCAGAAAGGAGGACUGUUUCUGAUAGAUACAACGCAACUUUCCCUUGCAAUUCAAUGAGUACAAAACACUCAACUUAGCAUUGAAAUGACACUGCAGUUCUGACGAGUCCCUGGCAGUGUCCAGCAUUAAUUAAGUGUAACAGAACAUGGUGCAUUGUGUUCAAAGAAUUUUCACACCACCACUGAAAUAUGGCACAACAGGUGAUAUCGCCCCAGGUAAAGACAGGUAAACGGAGCAAGAGUCGCCCAAGGAAGCACAUCAAGUAAAAUCACAGCGAAGACAUGGCAAUUUGGCUCUUGCUUUGGGUUAGUAGCUUGCAUCCAACCCUGUAGGCUUUAACUUGAUGUGCUAACCCAAGCUAAAACCUAGUUGCUGUGCCUUCAUUUCUAUUUGAACCUGAGUCAGCUAACAGAAGUUAACACUUGUUUUACUGCAGCGUCAACAUACCUUUAAUCUGCUAAAGUUUAGAAAGCUUUAGACGUUGCCUUGUUUGGAUGCAGAGCAGAACAUAAACAUGCCAGUCUCAAGGCUAAUGGCUACUUAUGCAAGACCAAGCAGUAACUGCCCACUUGUUCACUGCAGCAAUGGUACUGGUGAAAGCAUCUGAGCAAGGCAGAUGUCACCUCCAGUGAAUCUCCAGUCUACCUAAAUAGUUUGGACUAGAGCUGACUGAAAUAUAAACAUGAUGGAGAAAUUCUGAAGCUCUUUUCAUUUGGCAAGGUUCAGAACAGACCCCGUUUGUCUUAUUGAUGUUUAACUGUUGAUUUACUGAAAUUUCAAUUACUCCAAAACUUGAAAUUUUGGCAAUUUAAUUAAAAACGUUAAAAAAAAAAGUCAUCACAUUUUCAUGGAACUUCUUUUUAAAAAAGGCUAUUUUU